AUGUCCCACAAUGGCUCAGAGAUAUCUGGUCAGGUUUCUGUCCCUCUAGAUAGAAUCACAGGACCCGAGGUAUGCAAUGCACUAAUUACGCUUGCCAGUAACUAUACUGACGAUCUUGUCCAGGAAGCCGAUGACAUCGGUCAAGACUUUGAUUCUUCGACACAAAACCUGAGCCGUCCUUCAACACAAGAUUCGAACACUCCCCCACCCAAGACUCUUCAUGCUUCAGAACCCCCCAAGAAAGUCUGCAAGCCUGGCAUAUUGUCAGUUCUAGCACAUUUGGCCCUCUUCCAUCUACCUUCAGUCGCGAUCACUUUGACGCUUGUUGCAUUGUAUAGCGUCAACUUUUGCUGGGGGGAUGUCAGUGAUGAGCAAUUGAGCUACCUGCAGUUUGCUGCAAAGGGCCAUGAAACACUUAUCAUCGUAUCUUUAGCAGAUAUCUUGAUGCAUCGGAUACGAUAUACUCUGCUACAAGACAGAAAUGGUGUUCCGCUCGGCUUCCUCUCAUCAUCGUUCCUUAUAGGCUCUCCUAUUUCCUACUUCUUUAGCUUGGAAUUAUGGACACCGUUGUUACGGCCUCGUACAAAGGCCAAGCGCGCCAGCAUAUGCAUACAAUUCACCGGUAUCCUUAUCAUCAUAUGUAUCAUAAUCUCGGUUGCAGCCGUACCUCUUUCUGCCAUCGCAAUAAUUCCAAGAAGCAAGUUAUGGCACAUCCACGCGCCCAAGGAAGCAGAAAGAAACAUUCCCUUUCUACACGGGCCAUUAUGGGAGACAAAUCUCAGACCUACGUAUGCGUAUCAAUACUGGACCCAGGAUUCUAUGGAUGAUGCUCUGAACAGACUUGUCAGUGUAUUUGUCGAUGCGCAAGAGAACAAUACCCAGCAAAUUACCAAUGUCUCGUUCUUCUACGGCGAACGAACUAUUUCGAAUGCUCUGCUAUAUGUUUAUGGCCCAGACGGCGCGGAACAAUCGCUGGCGGUUGCAACGACUCCAAUGGGGCCUCUAUCAGGGAGUCAUGAUGGUUGGAGGGACAAACCCAAGAAUGUAUUCACAAAACCUCGACAGAAAGUCCUAGGUGACCGUUUUGGACCAGAAUGGGAUACAAGGGUAAACUUGACAGCAGCAGAGAAGUGGAAGGAGUUUCGACGAGAACCAACAAGUCGAUGGAAGCAGCCGAUCGUUGCUGUUGAGUGUUCACAGAACGAAACAACAACGGACACAGCAACAUUUAUAUUCAAUUCCAACAUUACUGACAACAAAUUGGUCCUGAAAGCUGAAGAUAAAAAUCACACCAGGGCAUUCCUCAAUAGUGGGAUAGAGAGCAACGGGAGGUUGCCGCUUCCUGAGAGGCAACAGCGUAGCUCAACGCUAGAUGUUCCUCGUUUCAAUACCGGUUUCCUGGAUCUAACAGACAAUCGUACCAGCGCAGCAAUAUUAUUCAAUCAAUGGGCCGAACCUAACUGGGUCUCCCUUUCACUAUGUCGAAUAUACUCCCGAUGGGUCGAAGCUGAUACAUGGUUGGAGCACGGCGAAUCUGUCUAUCGAACCCAGCUCGACGCCUCCUUAUUGGAUAUCGAAGCCCAUUUUGGAAGCUCUACUAGGGCUGACAAUCUCAACAAUAUGAGCAAACAUUGGCUCAAUGCUACAAGUAGGUGGGGAUUGAACACAGAAUACUCACCACAUCAGUACAUCUAUGAAUUUUGUCGUAUGCAGUUGACAAACGCUUGUCUUGCUGUUUCUCUGGCAACAUAUUUGGCACACACAUUAUCACUUACAAAUGCGAGUUAUUACAAUAUACGGUCACCGUCCUCGCUUGAUCGAAAACCAACCUCGGGUGAUUCUGUCGUUCUCUGGGAAUACUUUGUUGGCGGGUACGGCUACGACUGGAAAAGCAGCCGCACAAUCCCUUUUGCGUUCUCAGUUCUGCUCCUUCAUGUUCUGAUUGUGUUCAUUCACACGGCUAUAGUGCUGUGGUCUCGUCAUCCGUGGCACAGCUCGAGCUGGGGUAGCUUUGGACAGAUGGUUGUUUUGGCGCUUCGCUCGAGAGCUUUAGAUGGGUUAGGCAGUGUCGGUGCAGGCGUCUCGAGUUCUCAGACUUGGAGUACGCCUGUGUCAGUCAGAGUGGUUGAUAGUGAACAUCGUUUGGAAAUGGUAGUUCAGACCGAAAAGGAGGGUCAUUCACAAUAUCAGGAAAUUGAUAGGGAGGCUGAAGAAGAAUGGUUCGAUAGGGGCCCAUCUUUGGUACAGCCUGGAGUCAAGUAUCAUUGA
Molecule: messenger RNA, 2268 nt
Organism: Fusarium venenatum
Lineage: Eukaryota; Fungi; Ascomycota; Sordariomycetes; Hypocreales; Nectriaceae
Source: RefSeq, a predicted model, not a curated record